Messenger RNA from Cyprinodon variegatus (sheepshead minnow), 996 nucleotides. RefSeq names its product trafficking protein particle complex 3 (gene trappc3). Bases 113 to 655 code for a protein of 180 amino acids. Gene Ontology annotation, cellular component: TRAPP complex; cis-Golgi network membrane; cytosol. The record is from RefSeq and is a predicted model, not a curated record. The transcript has 5 exons. Lineage: Eukaryota; Metazoa; Chordata; Actinopteri; Cyprinodontiformes; Cyprinodontidae. Gene Ontology annotation, biological process: endoplasmic reticulum to Golgi vesicle-mediated transport; intra-Golgi vesicle-mediated transport.
AGGAAGCGUAUGACUGAACUGGUGAUCACGGAACUAAGCGCUUGGCCAGAGUCAAAUAAAUAAAGGAUUAAUCUCGAAUUACCUCCGGUGUAAUCCCGUAACCCUUUCCACGAUGUCUCGGCAAUCUAACCGAACAACAGACAGCAAGAAAAUGAACUCGGAGCUGUUCACUCUGACCUAUGGGGCUCUGGUGACCCAGCUUUGUAAAGACUAUGAGAACGAUGAGGAAGUCAAUAAACAGCUGGACAAGAUGGGAUACAACAUUGGAGUGCGUCUGAUUGAGGACUUCUUGGCCCGCUCCAGCAUCGGCAGGUGUCAGGAUUUCCGAGAAACAGCCGAUGUCAUCGCUAAGGUAGCCUUUAAAAUGUACCUGGGAAUUACUCCCAGCGUGACCAACUGGAGCCCAGGAGGAGAUGAGUUUUCCCUCAUUCUAGAGAACAACCCUCUGGCUGACUUUGUGGAGCUGCCGGAUAACCACAGCACACUCAUUUACUCCAACCUGCUGUGUGGUAUCCUCAGAGGAGCCCUGGAGAUGGUCCAGAUGGCGGUGGACGUGAAGUUUGCCCAGGACAGCCUCAGAGGGGACAACGUUACAGAAAUCCGCAUGAAGUUUAUUAAGAGGAUUGAAGAAAACCUCCCAGCCGGAGAGGAGUGAUGAGGAAAACAAAGACACUUUUAUUAUGUUUAGCUGUGGGGUUUUUCUUUCAGUUGUUUUGCAUGUUUAUUAAUUUAUGUACAUAAUUGUAAUCAAUGAAAUCAACAUUAAUCAAUGCGUGUCAUGUGAUCUUUUUCUCAUGGGUGGGUUUUAGUGUUUUAUCUUUUCUAUUGGAGUAAGACUGGACUUUAUAUAAGCCAUUCCAACACAUGCUGCUUAUCCUUUGACUUAAACCAUUCAAAUGUAACUUUGGCUGUAUGCUAACGGUUGUUUUGCUAAAAGACAAACCUUUGCCCCAGUUAAAGCUUCUUAGAACCUUUGCUCCAGAUUUACCUUUCAUU